UCCCUCCCUCCCUCCCUCCCUCCCUCCGGUCUCCCCGCGCUCCCAUCCCGGGCCGAGGGCGGGGCGCUGUCGCGGUUCCGGGGCGGGCCGUGCCGGGCCGAUCCGUUCCGGGGGAACGGAGCACGAUGGCGGCCACCAAGCGGGUGCUGUACGUGGGCGGGCUGGCCGAGGAGGUGGACGAGAAGGUUCUGCACGCCGCCUUCAUCCCCUUCGGAGACAUCACCGACAUCCAGAUCCCGCUGGAUUACGAGACCGAAAAGCACCGGGGAUUCGCCUUCGUGGAGUUCGAGCUGGCAGAGGAUGCAGCAGCAGCUAUUGACAACAUGAACGAGUCCGAGCUCUUUGGCAGGACAAUCCGUGUGAACCUGGCCAAACCCAUGAGGAUUAAAGAAGGAUCAUCCAGGCCUGUCUGGUCAGAUGAUGAGUGGCUGAAGAAGUUUUCAGGGAAGACUUUGGAGGAGAACAAGGAGGAGGGAGGAGCAGAGGCUCCCAAAGCAGAGGCACAGGAGGAUGAGCCUCCUGCCAAGAAAUCCCGGGUCAACCCCCAGGUUUACAUGGACAUCAAGAUCGGGAACAAACCCGCGGGGCGGCUGCGGAUCCUGCUGCGCUCCGACGUGGUGCCCAUGACCGCGGAGAAUUUCCGCUGCCUCUGCACCCACGAGAAAGGAUUUGGCUUCAAAGGCAGCAGCUUCCACCGCGUCAUCCCCCAGUUCAUGUGCCAGGCUGGAGACUUCACCAACCACAACGGCACCGGCGGCAAAUCCAUCUAUGGAAAGAAGUUUGAUGAUGAAAACUUCAUCCUCAAGCACACAGGGCCAGGGAUGGUGUCCAUGGCAAACUCUGGCCCAAACACCAACGGCUCCCAGUUCUUCAUCACCUGUGACAAGACAGACUGGCUGGAUGGGAAGCACGUGGUGUUUGGGGAGGUGACCGAGGGCAUGGAUGUGGUGCGGGAGAUCGAGGCUCAGGGCACCAAAGAUGGGAAGCCAAAGCAGAAGGUGAUCAUCUCAGACUGCGGGGAGUGCCCGUGAGCUCGGUGCUUGGAGGGGCUGGAUGGAGGGACAGGGAACCAGCAGGGAUGGGACACCCCAGGGACCCCCCAGCACUGCCCAUCCUGCAGCUUCCAUAGGAAUUCCUAUUCAUAUUCCAUAGGAAUUCCCCUCCAGAUAUUCCUGUGGGCAGGAUUUAUCCUUCCUGGGAAGGAUAUCUGCUGCCUGAGCAGGGCUGGGCUGGUCCUGCUGCCGUGUUCUGGGGAAAAAAAAUAAAUUAUGUUUGGUAAAAAUAAAACCUAGUUUUAAAAAUA
Messenger RNA from Poecile atricapillus (Black-capped chickadee), 1303 nucleotides. It is a transcript of the gene PPIE, whose product is annotated as peptidylprolyl isomerase E. Lineage: Eukaryota; Metazoa; Chordata; Aves; Passeriformes; Paridae. Gene Ontology annotation, biological process: protein folding; protein peptidyl-prolyl isomerization. The transcript is spliced from 10 exons. Gene Ontology annotation, molecular function: peptidyl-prolyl cis-trans isomerase activity; RNA binding. Gene Ontology annotation, cellular component: intracellular membrane-bounded organelle. The coding region runs from base 126 to 1031 and encodes 301 amino acids. The record is from RefSeq and is a predicted model, not a curated record.